AGGGAGGCGGGCCUUUCUUCCGGAAGUCUUUCCAGCCCUGGGCACCCGAACUGCAGCCACAACCGGAGCCACCCAGUUGCCGAGGGACCUGGGCUGCUGGGGUCCGGACAGGGGUCGUCAUGAUCCGCUUCAUUCUCAUCCAGAACCGCGCGGGCAAGACACGCCUGGCCAAGUGGUACAUGCAGUUCGAUGACGACGAGAAACAGAAGCUGAUCGAGGAGGUGCACGCCGUGGUCACCGUCCGAGACGCCAAGCACACCAACUUUGUGGAGUUCCGGAACUUCAAGAUCAUUUACCGACGCUACGCCGGCCUGUACUUCUGCAUCUGCGUGGAUGUCAGCGACAACAACCUGGCCUACCUGGAGGCCAUCCACAACUUCGUGGAGGUCUUGAACGAGUAUUUCCACAACGUCUGUGAGCUGGACCUGGUGUUCAACUUCUACAAGGUUUAUACGGUGGUGGACGAGAUGUUCCUGGCGGGCGAGAUCCGAGAGACGAGCCAGACAAAGGUGCUGAAGCAGCUGCUGAUGCUGCAGUCCCUGGAGUGAGGCGGCCGCCCUCAGCCCGGCUGCUGCCCGCUCCCGGCCUGGCCCGCCUGGCAGCCGCCCUGGAGGAAGGACCCUGGCAGGGGCCUGGGUCACCAGGGAGGACGCCGCACCCUGCCGCCUCCGGGCCCCAGCGUGGGCACAGGAGGCCACCCCGUGUGUCCUGAGUAACUGUGCCAUUGUCGUGUGAUGCUGUGAGUGUGUGCGCGGAGCCCCCAAUAAACCUGCGUUCCUGCCUGGC
Molecule: messenger RNA, 786 nt
Organism: Chinchilla lanigera (long-tailed chinchilla)
Lineage: Eukaryota; Metazoa; Chordata; Mammalia; Rodentia; Chinchillidae
Gene: Ap2s1
Product: adaptor-related protein complex 2, sigma 1 subunit
Exons: 5
Coding region: 120-548 (142 amino acids)
Biological process (GO): intracellular protein transport; clathrin-dependent endocytosis
Cellular component (GO): intracellular membrane-bounded organelle; AP-2 adaptor complex; membrane coat
Molecular function (GO): clathrin-cargo adaptor activity
Source: RefSeq, a predicted model, not a curated record